This is a messenger RNA of Lactuca saligna, 927 nucleotides long. The record is from the annotation of a GenBank genome assembly. NCBI's taxonomy places the organism in Eukaryota, Viridiplantae, Streptophyta, Magnoliopsida, Asterales, Asteraceae.
AUGAAUGUAAUUUUUGUGAUUGUUGAAGGUGAUGGUGCUAAAGAAGGAGAUGAUAGUGUUAAUCAGUUGAAAACAUAUCCAGCGGAAAAGAAAGCAACUUCUAAUGUGCAUGAGAUAAUACUGAACACCAACACCAAGUUCAGCUUAAUGAGUACCUUCGAUGUUGGCGCAUUGAUCGAAGUCGGGGGACUCACCAAUCAGAUGGUUUGGAUAAAGGAAGCAAUACGGGUUGCAGGGAGUAGAGUCAAGGGUUAUUAUGGUUUUGGUAGAUCAUAUGGUUUGUUAUGGGUCAAGUUUACAGUCGGGAAGGGUCUUCAAGAAGAAUAUGAGUGGCCAUUUUCGAGUGGGCUUGUAAUGGGAACUCGCGUUUGGAAUCGCGAGCGUAUCCGUGCACGGUCUAUAGUAAGAAAGAUGUGGAUCAAGAAAUUUUUAUGUCAAAGGCCUCAACUGGAGGGUUCAGGAUUUAGCUUAUGUGUCUGUGCUCUGGGAUUGUUCACCUAUGUAAAGGUCGCGCAAGUGAUGAUGGAAAUUGUGGUUUUCAAAUACACUCGGCACAGUCAAAUCAUCAUCCACUUCACAGAAAUGGCAAAGCAAAAGAUUGUGGUGAAGGUCACAAUGAACAACGAAAAGAAAAUCCGUAAGGCUCUGAAAAUCGCAGUUAGUCUCUCCGGUGUGGAAUCAGCAUCUUUCGUGGGAUCAGAUAAAACCCAAAUCGCUGUGACUGGGGAACAUGUCGACUCAGUUGAACUGGCGACCUUGCUAAGGAAAGGUGUUGGAUACACAGAGCUACUGAGUGUUGGUCCGGUGGAGGAGAAGAAACCAGCCGCCGCAAAGGAAACAAAUCCCACGGUGGCGCCACUAGAUUUUACAGUUAAUCCAUACCAAUAUUACUACGGCAGCUAUGGGAUGCCCUACUAUGCAUAUUAG